Messenger RNA from Exaiptasia diaphana, 1152 nucleotides. RefSeq lists its product as uncharacterized. The coding region runs from base 1 to 1152 and encodes 383 amino acids. Lineage: Eukaryota; Metazoa; Cnidaria; Anthozoa; Actiniaria; Aiptasiidae. Gene Ontology annotation, biological process: DNA integration. The record is from RefSeq and is a predicted model, not a curated record. Gene Ontology annotation, molecular function: nucleic acid binding. The transcript has a single exon.
AUGUCGACUCUCCUCCGCCCCCCAAACAAGAAGAAGACGAAACGAAAGAAGAAGACCCGAUGGACGAAACCGAAAAAGAAGAACAUUCCUGAACUGUUGCAUCGAUCGUUUUACGAUCCCAAGCAACCGGGAGGAUUUGCCGGAUACCAGCAACUGAAACGUCAAGCACGAAAAAAAGGAAUCGAGCCGUGGCAGGUUCGUCAGUGGCUCAGAACGCAGCCGGGCUACACGUUGCACAAACCCGUUCAGCGACGGUUCCCGCGACGUCGCGUCAUGGUGGACGGACUCGAUCAGCAAUGGCAAGCGGAUUUGGCCGACGUGAAAAAAUUGCGAGAGGACAACGACGGRGUGGAGUAUUUGCUUAUCGUGGUGGACGUGUUGUCGCGGUACGCGUGGGUCCGUCCCAUCCGCAAGAAGAACGCCCAGGAAGUCACYGCWGCCUUCCGAGACAUUUUUGAAGAAGAAGGUCGUGAACCGGACGUCUUGCAGACGGACGAAGGAACGGAAUUUUUGAAUCGCACUUUGAAAUCGCUGYUGGAACAACGAGGCAUUCGUCAUUUCGUGGUAUAUGGGGACACCAAAGCCCAGAUCGUCGAACGGUUCAUUCGCACCUUCAAAGAGCGCAUGUGGCGUUACUUCACAGCCCGGAACACGAAUAGGUACGUGGACGUCUUGGACGAUUUUGUGAAAGGUUACAACGCAGCGUACCAUCGAUCUAUCCGACGCAGUCCCGAUUCGGUGACGCACGACAACGCGCAAGAAGUGUGGCACACUCUGUACGGCAAGACGGAGAAAAAACCAGUACGUUACCGAUUCAAACCGGGAGAUCGCGUCCGAUUGAGCAAGAAGGCUGAAACGUUUAAAAAGGGCUACACACCUGGCUGGACCGAAGAAGUCUUUGUGAUCUCGAGACGCGUACCCGGCACGCCACCCUUGUACAAGAUUCAAGAGUGGGACGGAUCUCCCAUCGAGGGAUCGUUUUACGAACAGGAAUUGCARCCCGUYACCGUCGAAGCCAGCGACCUGUUCCGCAUCGAAUCGAUCUUGAAACGUCGAACCCGUAAAGGACGCGAACCCGAAGUGCUCGUGAAGUGGCGUGGAUGGCCGGACAAGUAUAACAGUUGGAUCCCUGCUCGUGACGUYCAAGGAUGA